Messenger RNA from Eurytemora carolleeae, 1985 nucleotides. RefSeq lists its product as uncharacterized. The coding region runs from base 278 to 1846 and encodes 522 amino acids. The record is from RefSeq and is a predicted model, not a curated record. NCBI's taxonomy places the organism in Eukaryota, Metazoa, Arthropoda, Copepoda, Calanoida, Temoridae. The transcript has 18 exons.
UGUCGUCUUGAAUUAUUGCUGAGUUACGGAAUAGUUUUGCAGAUUUACGGAUGAAAGAAUAAGUCCAGGUUAAUGAAAAUGUGCACACGUACAGAAGGGGGUUACCUGAAGUCUACUCGGUCAAGCAUAGCAUACAGUUCUGAGACAAUAUCUUAUACAAUUAAAGUAUAAGUAAAGAGUGAUCAAUUGGGAAGUUAAAUCAGUUUUAAGACAGACUUUUUUUUUCCUUUCUUGAGCACUAUCAGAGAAGUGUAAAGUUUGUGAAAAAAAAGUGAAAAUGAAGAUUUCGUGUCUUUUUAUUCUUUGUGGUUCUGCUUCUACAUAUACAUCAACUUUGGAGGAUGAAGGUGUACUGCAGCAGUACGUUGAACUACCGUUUCCUCAUGUUGAUCAUGGACUGCUCAAGCUAGAGAAAGAUUAUUAUGGUGGUGAGAUAUCUAUAGACAUUGCUGAAUGCAAAAUCAACGAAUGCAAAGAUUUAGAAAAAUCUGCGAACCAAUCCAAACCAAACCAAACCAACAGCUGUAUUUAUCAUUGCCCACCACUUUCAAUAGAAAACUAUUUAGCAUUUCCAAACAAUCUCCACAACAUUAACCAUUACUUAUUCAAAGGAAAACAGACUUUUCAAAAAGAUUUUCGUGUUUUAAUUGCUGGUGGAGGGACAGGGAUGAAUACUCUUUAUAUUGCAGAACAGCUUAACCAUACAAAUAGUGAGAUAGUGUACAUUGACCUCAGCCCUAAAUCUACAGACAUAGCACGGUUAAGAGCUGAAUAUAGGCAUCUCAAUAAUAUAAGAUUCUUCAAUGAUAAGAUAGAGAAUAUACCCAACCUAAAUCUAGGGAAGUUUGACUUCAUUGAAUCAACAGGAGUUUUACAUCAUACAGAGAGUCCACUGUUCAGUCUGAAGGUUUUGAAGGAUAGUUUAAAACCAGGAGGAGGAAUGAGUAUAUUUGUUUACUCAACAAACACAAGAAAGUAUGUUUAUCUGAUGCAGGAGAUUAUGAAACUGAUGAAAGAUGACUCUGAUGGUAUAUUUGAUGAACUAAGAAACCUUAAAGAAUUGCGAGAUGUACUUCCUAAUAUUCCUCUGGGGAAACUGACUAAUCAAGGUUCAUCAUUGCAUGACGGAGGAGAAAGUGAUGAGAAUCUCUACGACCUGUAUCUUCAUAAGAGAGAUGUUUCAUUUACUUUGCCUCAGCUACUUGAAUGGGUCACGGAUGCAGGAUUGAAUUUGAUUGAUUGGUCCAACCCUGAGGCUGCAUGGAAUAUAAAAACAGUUGUAAAUCCAUAUUCAGAGAAUGAUUCUCUGGCAAGUUUUAGAAAGUUAAUGAACAAAUUGAAUAGCGAUGAUAAACGAGCAGUUGCAGAUCUUAUGCUUUCAUUACCAAACCAUCAGUUUUACCUUUCAACAGACCAGAAUGCUAAAGCAAGUCCGAACAAUUUGGAUUUGAUGCCAUACUUUCCUUUUCCAAUCAAGAAUCUAGACAAAGUAGUUCGGAGCCAAUUAAGCGGUCAACAUAUUUCAAAGCAUUUGGAGAUGAAGCAUGUUUUAGAGUUUUAUACUGGAAGAAUCUCUCAGCAUGGUUUCAGUCUUCCAGAUAACCCCAGUCUAAAGAAGUUUUUGAAGCGGAUUCAAAGAAAACCGAUGAAAACGCUUCGGGAAAUAUUUUUAGAACUAGGAACCCAAACUGGACGCCCUGUCGACCAGUUCCAGAAAGAGUUCCAGAACUUUGCUGCACAUUUUGAGCACUUUUUGCUGUUAGGGAACACGGAAAUGGGGAAUUUACCAAGAAGUGAUAUUGAUCAUGUUUUUGAAAUUGAUAUCACAAAAACAGGGAUAGUAUAAUGGCAUUUAUGUGUGAAAAUAGGUUCUUUGAGUUUUAACUGAUUAUCUAAUAAAUAUAAAAAUCAAAACCAUUAAUUAUUCUAUACUUUUGACUACAACUUGUCAUACUUAAAUUCUUAUAAAAACAAAGCUUUAUUUA